This is a messenger RNA of Colletotrichum godetiae, 620 nucleotides long. RefSeq lists its product as uncharacterized. The transcript has a single exon. Lineage: Eukaryota; Fungi; Ascomycota; Sordariomycetes; Glomerellales; Glomerellaceae. The coding region runs from base 210 to 521 and encodes 103 amino acids. The record is from RefSeq and is a predicted model, not a curated record.
CCCAGCAAUGAUACCAUCACCAUUACUCUGCCUCAUUAAGAGACAUCCAGCCGCCAGAGUAACGGCAACCCGGAAUACCACAAGCUAGCUGUCUUCGCUGGGUCACUGGGUUCACUGGGUGUCAGAAAUGAACACCUUGCACUGCAACUCGACCGCCCAUGCUACCAAUGAUGCUGCUGUCAGCAAAAUAAUGGAACCUCAACCAGCCAAUGGCCCCGAUUCCGACUCCGUGUCUGGUGUUGUUAUUGUUGUUGCUGCCGCAGCUUGUCACCUUCACUGCUGUUUUGUCACUCUUCGGGAGCCCUGGCACGAAUACCUACUCUUCACCAUUGUGCAUGGCACCUAUUCAUCAUCCAUACCGCCGCGCACCUCACCUAAGGCAGACGAAUUCUCUGGUCCCUGAAUGCUCCGUUCGAGGGGCGGGAAACGCAAACCCAUCUCAAAUUACAGAUAAUACAGAGUGCAUUACGCCGGAACGGUGUGUCGGAUUGACGGCUGCCUUCUCCAGCUCGCAAAUCUAGAUGGGUCCCGAGAAGCGGGAAACGCAAGGGUCUGGUCCGGUACUGUAUUCGAAAGCAGGGUGCGCCAGCCGGACGGGCGCCAGAACAUCUCCCUGAGUC